AAUUAUCUUUGAUAACUGAUUAAUUAAGCUGAAAAGAUUAAUGAUCCCUCUAGUGAUUUGCUUAUUACUUCCUUUCAUUUCACCUAAAUUAAUUGUGAUUUGUGAUGGAGAGAGUACUUAUUUUGAGAUGGAAAUAAUAUUACAAUUUGGUUUCUUACUCACAUUAACGUUAACCAUAUUGAUUAAGCAAGUGCAACCAAACUUGUGGUGUAUAUUUUACUUGGCCAACUCAAAGUAUAAAGGGACCUGAAAAAUCAUAUUCCCAUGGAUUGCAGUAACUUGUAGUGUCUCCCAUAACUCUGCUCCUCAGAACACUUUGCAAAAUCCUUGGGACUGGUGGAUAUGAUGGACUGUUCUUGCUGCGCUAAUCUUGUUAAGCCGACAUCUUACGCCAACCCAUUUCUGAACGAUCAUCAGAUAGUCUCUGUAUUGAACAGAAGUACUUCUGCGAAAAUUUUACAUCCCGGGGUUUUACGGACUCGUGCACCCUCCCUUUCAAGCCCUUUAAGAGCAUAUAGCAGCCGCAUUUCUUCUCAAGCUGGAGGACAAGGUUGGGACUUCGGCAGAUUUAUAAAGACACUAUUUUUCUUUAACGGACCUCCAUCUCCUGCCAAGUUUGUGGAAUCUUUGCUAGAGAAACUCUCAAAUACAUCACCUAGCUACACAGAGAACGCGAUGGACAAUUCAGGUGUUAUUCUUGUGGCUGGAGCAACUGGUGGUGUUGGGCGAAGAGUAGUUGAUAUCUUGCGUAGUAAAGGGCUUCCUGUUAAAGUCCUGGUAAGGAAUGAAGAGAAAGCGAGAAGAUUGUUAGGACCAGAUGUUGACCUGAUUGUUGGAGAUAUUACCAAGUCCAGCACUUUAAUUCCCGAAAAAUUUAAAGGAGUUCGAAAGGUUAUAAAUGCAGUUUCAGUCAUUGUUGGCCCAAAGGAAGGAGACACUCCAGACAGGGCAAAGUACAGUCAGGGAAUCAAGUUUUUUGAACCAGAGAUUAAAGGUGCCUCUCCUGAAAUGGUGGAGUACAUCGGGAUGAAAAACUUGAUAAAUGUUGUAAAGGAGGGUAUUGGACUUCGCCAGGGGAAGUUAGUGUUUGGAUUUGAAGGAAAUUCAUCCAGAGAACUUCCUUGGGGUGCUUUGGAUGAUGUUGUGAUGGGAGGCGUGAGUGAAAGUGCAUUUGUAAUUGAUCAAUCUGGUGGUGAAAAUGGUGGACCUACGGGGAUUUUCAGAGGCGUGGUUUCCACUGCAAAUAAUGGGGGAUUUACUAGUAUCAGGACUAAGAACUUUCCAGUGCCAGAGGAUCUUUCUGCAUAUGAUGGUUUGGAGCUUCGACUGAGAGGUGAUGGACUCCGUUAUAAACUCAUUCUCCGUACUAGUCGUGAUUGGGACACAGUUGGUUAUACGUUGAGCUUUGAUACCUCCGAGGGCCAAUGGCAAUCGAUACAAUUGCCAUUCUCUUCUCUGAGGCCUGUUUUUCGAGCUCGAACAGUGUCAGAUGCAGCACCUUUUGAUGCUAGCCAAAUUGUGUCAUUGCAGUUGAUGUACAGUAAGUUUGAGUAUGAUGGAAAACUGAAUCCCACUUUCAAGGAAGGUCCAUUUCAACUUCCAAUAUCAAGCAUAAAGGCAUACAUAAAGGAACCAGUUACUCCCAGGUUCGUGCAUGUCGGUUCUGCUGGGGUCACAAGACCUGAAAGACCUGGACUUGAUUUGAGCAAACAGCCUCCUGCUGUCCGCCUAAACAAGGAACUGGGCUUCAUCCUCACAUACAAAUUGAAGGGGGAGGAUCUGAUUCGGGAUAGUGGGGUUCCGUACUCGAUUGUGAGGCCGUGUGCUCUAACGGAAGAGCCCGCUGGAGCUGAUCUUAUAUUUGACCAGGGAGAUAAUAUUACGGGGAAGAUAUCUAGGGAAGAGGUUGCUCGAAUAUGUGUUGCUGCUCUGGAGAGCCCAUAUGCAUGUGACAAGACAUUUGAGGUGAAAAGUGUCAUUCCCUUCAGUGAGCCAUUUACAGUGGAUCCUUCAAACCCUCCUCCUGAGAAAGAUUACAAUGUUUACUUCAAGACACUGAAAGAUGGCAUUACCGGAAAAGAAAGCUUAGAGAAAACUCCUGUUACAGCCUGAACCGUGUGUCCAGGUUGAAUUAUGAAUAGCGUGAAAGACAUGGCUCUUUAACAUCCUUCGCUUGAAAUCAAAGUAAAACUACCCUUUUGUUCCAGUAUUACACUACAGGUCGGGUGCAAUGUAUUAAGAAACACUAGUGUUGUUCGGUGCAGAAAGAAUUAGGGAAUGCAGGGUGAAGACAUGUACAGGAUAAGCAGGCAGGAAGACUUUACUUGUUUUGGUAUGGAACCUUUUUGUAGAUACAUGUAUCUAGUAAUGUAACAAAACUCCCCCAUUUUUGUGGCCGACUUCUACUGGAGUGACACAUUAAUUUACAGUGGACUUGGGCAAAUAGCUGAUAUGAACAGGGGAGACUGUGCGUAAUAAAUUGGUGACGUGGGGUGAUGCCAUCAUAAAUUGUAGGUACAUUAUAGUGGUGAAUCGUCUGCUACAGUACAUUCACCAACUGUGAGUUAAAAAGUUGGAGGCAAAAUCCGGGUGAAUUGCCUGCAUUUGUCGGUUAGUCUGCAAUCCCAUCAUCAAUGUACAAUAGUACCUCCGACCUCGAAAAUAUAGGUCUCUCAGUUGGAAAAAUUAUUCGCAAGAAAUAAUGCAGAUUGUUGGGUUUUUUUUUUUUGCAGCAAGAAAUCUCAUCAGGCCUUUUGGUUUGGUAUCAACACAGAAGACAAACAAAAGCAUUAAUAAGAUGGAUGGACAGUGAUGUGGCUUAAGAGUGGUGACAUUAAUACCACAAAAGGGUUUUGGGAGAAAAACGAUGAAGAAAGAAGUGUGGCUGAGAGAUGUCAACUUCUGCUCCCUCUGCUGCAACCUUUGAAAAUUGAAGAGCCCAAAAAAGGGACCUGUGGGCUGGUUAACUUGGACUUUUAGACCCACUCCUCCGCUUGGCAUUUAUACCAUAAAAAGGCCAUAUGUUUUUUAAACUUAAUUUACCCAGGCCAUAUGUACUUUUGUUUUUUCAAACUUACUCAAAAUUUUGGGCAGGAAGCCACAGGAUUGAGUAACUCUGGAAAUGCCAAAAGUAAAUCGCUGCCAGAGAGGCUGUUAUUCUUGUUCAUUGCUUACUGCCAUCAUUGCAUGUGAACUUCUGCAUCCUAUUCACACCUAAGCUUCUUUUCAGUGGUUUCUUAAGGCUAAUUUGAGUCCAGAUUUCAG
Molecule: messenger RNA, 3264 nt
Organism: Oldenlandia corymbosa var. corymbosa
Lineage: Eukaryota; Viridiplantae; Streptophyta; Magnoliopsida; Gentianales; Rubiaceae
Source: the annotation of a GenBank genome assembly